Molecule: messenger RNA, 1062 nt
Organism: Protopolystoma xenopodis
Lineage: Eukaryota; Metazoa; Platyhelminthes; Monogenea; Polystomatidea; Polystomatidae
Source: the annotation of a GenBank genome assembly
AUGACGCCAGAGCUGGGCUGGAGCGAGACCAACUCGUUGGUGAUGCAGUUCCUCAUUCAGCACUCGCUGCCCGUCCGUCUUCGCUACUCAAACGCGGCGGCCACCCUUCUCUCCAGCUGCCCUGGCGACAGUCUCAUGGAGACCGAGGCGGUUGGGGGGCUCUGCGACUCUGCCGUGGCACCGCCGCAGCAAACAGCGCAGCCUCCGCAGCCUCAGCCGCCAUCGCUGGGGCUGCCGCCACAGGCACCAGCACCGGUACCGUCGUUGUCACAGGCAGGACAACCGUCGCAGACUCAUCUGCUUGACAUGUUGCCCUGCCAGCCGGUCUGCAGUGCAGCCGUCUCCUCUGUCGGGUCUACGGUCUCGGGACUGUGCGGCCUCGGCUCGGCCGGACUCAUGUCGCCCGUUUCCUCCGCCUCGUCCGGCUCAAUGUUGUCCAAUUCGUCCGUCUCGGGGAUGCAGUUGAACAGCAUGCACCAACAUCUCCAUCACCACCUCAAGCCUCUGGCCACCUCCCUGGGCUCCGGGGUCGUCUCGCAGGCCGGCUGCUACACCGUCAACCCGUCGCCCAACGCCAGUCUCAUCCCCUACCCGAUGAUGUCUCGCACCAGUCUGCGUUCCACUCAUCUUCAGCUGCAGCAACAGCAGCAGCAGCAGCAGCAACAACAACAACAACUCCAACAGCAGCAGCAACAACAACAGCACCAACAGCAGUUACUCACGUCGUCUGGCCAGACAGUAUUUUCAGCCCGGCUGGGCUCCCUGCGCAACCACUUCUCGACGCCCGCCACUGCAGAGGCGGCGGCGGCGGCGGCGGCCGGAGUUUCCGCCCUUGAAGAAGAAGAAGAAGAAGAGGAGGAGGAGGAGGAGCAGGAUGUGAAGGAUGUGCAGAUGCUGGACGCCUCCGGGGGCGACGAGGGCCUGGGGAAUAGCAGCGCCGGCACUGGCGGAGCCUCGGACGGUGGGGAGACGGGCAACGGCGCCGGUGUGGCCGGCGGUUCCGGAGGGGCUUCCGAUGAGGCGUUUGCUGACAUCACCAAGCCAGACACGCUUUCCGAGUGA